GCUCUUGUGGCUUCCCCGUCAGAAAGUCAUUUUUCUGUGAAGAAGCAAUGAAAUCUGCAGGGGACAUAAAUUCUGCGCAUGCGCAGUGGCGCAGAAUUCCCCCAGUAGUACUCUUGGCAGUUCAGGGACUUGGACAAUGCAGAUGCCACAGGGAGCGCCACAAAGACUGGAGCUGAAACAGAGCCUGCCUGCCUCCCCUGUUCCUAAGGGACACCCAGAGCCAGGUGGAGGCUGAGCCAUGAGCCCAAUAGACAAACCAGGCUGCAGAAAGCCUGCACGUAGGCGAAGAUUCAUGUGGGCACUUCUCAUCUGACUGUUAUCCCGAUAUGGCUGGCUGGAUCAGGCGGCUCCUGCAGAAACCCAAGCAAAGCUCCAGCUCUGCAGAAAGCAGCUUGAACACCAAACAGUCACCUUCCUCCUCCUCGGCAGUUGUCACCAGCUCUUCCACCAGCAGUUCAGUGGCCAGCCGGUCUCCUGCCUCCCAGGUGAGCAUCAGCAGCUCAGGGAGUGCCCGCUGGGCCAAGAGCUAUGACGUGUGCAUCUGCCACAGCAUCGGGGACUUUGAGUUUGUCGAGGAGAUGGUCUCCUAUCUGGAGAGCCAGCCCGAGGGCAUCCGCUGCUUCCUGCAGCUGCGGGAUGCCACGCCGGGGAGUGCUAUCACGACAGAGCUCUGCGACGCUGUCCAGAACAGCCACUGCUGGGUCCUGCUAAUAACCCCCAGCUUCCUCGAGGAUCCCUGGUGCAGGUACCAGAUGCAUCAGGCGUUGGCGGAGGCGCCGAUGGCCAACGGGCGCACCAUCCCCGUGCUGAAGGGCAUUGACCGGAGAGACUACCCCCGGGAGCUGAGGUGCCUCUAUUACAUCGAUGUGACGCGCAAGGAGAAUGGCUUCAGGCAGAUUAAAGACACGAUCCUGCGCUACCUGCAGGAGCUCUGUCAAAGCACCAUGAGCAGAAUAGAGUGACGGGAGUCCUGCAGGGGAAGGGAGCACCUCGAGAAAGCAGAUCCCGGCCGAAGGGAAAUGGAACGAGAAUCCACAGUGCUGUUUCCAAAGUCUCUGGAGCUGCCUCAUUUGAUCUCAGUGGAGAGCAGAUUCCAGGCGGUCUACGGCCAAGGUCCCCAAUGCACAAAACACCUACAGAAUUACAAAUGGGAACUGACUCUCACGAGGGUUUCUGAACAGAAGCAUUUCUCUCGCGUCGGGCUGCUCCGCACCAUGGACACUAAUAGCCGGCACUGCUGAGAGGACAAGCAAAAUGUCUAGCACCGACGGAGAGUGAGGCUUACACGUGGCGUCUGGUGCUGAACACAGGGAAGAAGCAUGAGGCUUGUUCCACGUUGUACUGUACAGUGCAGGGGACUUGGCGGGAAGCUGGAGCUUGAGCGUUGGUGACUCCAAGUAGUCGAGGGUAAACGCAGCUAAAUGGAGUUUACCCUCUUCUCAUUUGGGGAGUAGGAAGUCUAGUUUAGGGUCCGUUCUUUCAGGAAGCGUAUAGGCAGCUAAAUCUCUAAUGACCUUCCAAAAGCCAGUUUGGAGCUGGUACAAUACACACUCUUGCCUAUGUUAAAUUCCUCCAAGCCCCAAGGAGGAUAGGUGCCAACUCCAUUAUAUAUACUCCACAGCUGUUUGGGUGGCAGCUGCCGAUCAGCUGGGGGAGGCACUUGGGGGAGGGGGGAGAGCAGCAGGUGGGUGGGGCCUCGGAGGGGCGGAGCAAGGCAGGAAGAGGCGGAGCAAGGGCAGGGCCUUGGGGAAGGGCAGGGCCUUGGGGCGGGACAGUGGAGCACCCCCGGGGGGAAAAAGAAAAACUCAACACCUAUGUCAAGGAGUAUAAACUGACAUGAAGUUUUCCCCUUUUGGAGCUGUAACGCUCGUAUAAAGAGGAGCUACACAUAGGCUCAUCUUUGGUAUUUUGAGUGUAAUGUCAGUUUUAGUCUUGAUUUUUACAAUUGUAAUUUAAACGUGUGUACAAAUGAAUGCAGAAAAGUGUUAUUUUUAUCAAA
Chelonia mydas (Green sea turtle) is the source of this 1999-nucleotide messenger RNA. RefSeq names its product TIR domain containing adaptor protein (gene TIRAP). Bases 327 to 962 code for a protein of 211 amino acids. The transcript is spliced from 4 exons. The record is from RefSeq and is a predicted model, not a curated record. NCBI's taxonomy places the organism in Eukaryota, Metazoa, Chordata, Testudines, Cheloniidae. Gene Ontology annotation, biological process: signal transduction.